AUGGUUAAUGUAAAAAUCGAGCUAAACGCCGAUGAUACUAGAGCGAAAGAAUGUACGGAAGAGCAACACCAUGUCUGCAAGGCCGGUCUCGACAAGCUGGAAAACUCGGCGAACCGUUUGGAAACCUUGUCCUUGUCAACAGCUCAACCAACACCUAGCCCUAUAGAGCAGCAACAGUCCAUUUUCGAGGCUAACCGAUCCGAAAUCAGGUAUGUUUCGGAGGAGGUCUAUGAAAAUUCCGAAAUUGAAGCUAUACCUAUUGAAGCACACAAAAUUGUUCCCGACGAGAUUCAAAAUGCUGCACAGAAGUCAUUAGCUCAUUCCGCGGAGACCAAUAUCGCGCCCAAGUCUGUGCCUGACACGCUCAGAGGCGGCAGAGAUCUAAAUAGAGUCAUAAAAAAGCAAGGAGAGACGCGGAAGGCCGCGCUGAUCCAGCUGCCAGCUUCGCCGGGAGAUAUACCCCUUCCUGCUGUCGAUGACUGCGACCUUGCCCAAGAAGACGUCUCAAAAAAGCCUGAAAUUUGUUCAGAAUCUGGUGAGAUAAUAUCUCAGAAGUGGCCACAGAGCGAUUUGGAUGACAUAGAGGGAGAAGGAGAUUCCGCCAAGCAGCUGGAAUGGGCCUUCCAGUUAGAUGAUGACCUAGGUAUGACUGACUUUCAGGACCCCAAAUUCCACGAAAAGAGCGAUGAGAUGAAUAUUGACGCUCAGACAGAUUGCGAGAUGCCUGAUGCGCCGGAUUGGGAUCAGUAUUGGGACUCAGAACGGGGAGCAUGUGGUGAUGCCAUUGACACGGUGAUACAUGAUGUUCAAGAUGCGAAGCAGAACAUCGAAAUGGCUACCUGUAUCCGCAAACCAGAAGAUCUUGUCAUCAAACCAAAAGGUCUUGUCAUGGAAACGCCCGUGGUAGUUGAUCAAUCGGCUCAAAAGGUCACAAUUGCUGGAACACCCGAUGGGCAGCCCCUUGAUCACAGUGCACCGCAGCAGAUGAGCCAAAUGGAUUUACGUCACUCAGAGCAAGCCACGCGAACAACCAAUGCUGAAAAACAGACGUUGACGAAGUUUCCUGAACAACCGGCUCCUGUGACAAUACAUCAUGACAAUGCCACUAUCCACUCCGAGAAACAGUUCAAUAAUACUGUUCCAGUAUACCAAGUCGACCAGAACCCGGGAGAUGAAUUGGAUUUCAAACUCUCGCUGGAGGAGCUUUUGGUGCAGAUAGGGGAUGAGUCUGGCAAAUGCGUACAUGGACUCGGCGCAAAGUUCCAUGAUGGGCAAACUGAACCACCGGAACACAUGGAAACAACCCGAAAAUCUUCGAAAGAGGCAAAGGAGAAUGACAUGGCACAAGUUCAUCCGCCUCAGAAUCCCAGCAUGGCCCUCAGCCAGGAUAGUCACACUCAACCGACGGGUGCUGAAACAGUCGUCAUAGGCAACAUUGAUACAGCCGGUCGAGAUGACAAGAUUCUUGAUUUCAAAAAUGGAAAGAAGACAUUGACAACCAUUGGUGGCGAGCAAGAGGCCCUGUCUGCUGUACGAAAUCCUGAAGCUCGUAAAAGUCGGAAACCAAGUCCGAUAUUCGAUUGGACCAUCAUCAAUUCGCUCCUCCCCCCUACGCUUCAGGAAACAGGCCUUGAUCAAGUCAAUGAGAAGACAAGCUUCAAUUUCGAAAAAAUUCAGCGCCAAGAAGAUGAAUUGGUGCGAAAAGGACUCAAGUCAGCAUAUCGGGCAGAUUCUCGCAUACGGAACGUGCCGAACGCACUGAAACAAAAUAAGAGGAAGGGGAAUAUCAUCUUACGUCGUCGUAAAGACGUCGCGGAUGAUCUGGUAAGCAACGACGAGGUAGUCAAAGCAGGUUCUUCGGACAAUGUCUCCGACCGUUCAAAUUAUCCAUCUACGUCUCAUGGCCACGAUAUACAAGAAAAAGACGAUGGUUCUAAGGCUCGCAAACAGAGGCGCAACUUUAAAAAGAGUACGGCAGAAUCUGAUGAUGAAUUGGCUCUAUUUGCUCCGCGACCGAGCGAUCUUGAACUUCGGGAUAAGCCUGGCCAGAGGCCGGGGCCAUUCUCUGGAGAAGCCUCCGAUUCUUCAUCCUCCGAUUCUUCAUCUGCACGAAAAUCAACUCCGGAACAGGAGAUCCCAGAAAGAUCUGUUAGAACCCCCAAAGAGCACGUGGUUGUUUCAUCCUCUCAAGAGAAUGUCAAGCCAAUAGGGCCAAAGGAUAGAGAUUCAGUCAGUCCCGUGGCCGUGGAUUGCCCCGUGACACCCAUUGAAAACACCUCCCGUCCUGCCGCGCUGCAGUCAUCGACAAAGACGCCGGAGCCUGAGCAAGACGAGUCUACUCAGCCCAAGUCAGAAGGCGUCAUUCUUCCCAGUGGCAACUCUAUGCACAAUGGGUCGCCUUCCCAAUCCAUUGCUGACCUGAAUACAUGGUCGCAAACAGCUAGGUCACCAGUUGCCCUGGGGACUAAGGGACUACAGAGGAAGAAGGCUCCAAGGAAGAGUAAAAGCCGACCUCCCAGGAUAUUCCAUGAAAAAAUAAGAAGAGCCCCCCCAUCGCCGCAUGGAACUCCAUCUAGAGGGUCUACAGAAAGGGAUGAACAGUUGAGACCGCAUGAGAGAAUGGCGAACCUAAACCGACCAUGCUCUACAAGUACACAAACGACCAAAUGGGGAGAGAAUACAAACGAGCGGAAAACAACACAGAUUAUUCCAAUAAAGGAGCUUAGAGCGAGGCUAAGAGCGAAAAAGGAGAGCGAAGAAACCGCAGCUGAUGACACGUGA
Metarhizium album ARSEF 1941 is the source of this 2781-nucleotide messenger RNA. RefSeq lists its product as uncharacterized. The record is from RefSeq and is a predicted model, not a curated record. Lineage: Eukaryota; Fungi; Ascomycota; Sordariomycetes; Hypocreales; Clavicipitaceae. The transcript has a single exon. The coding region runs from base 1 to 2781 and encodes 926 amino acids.